Schistosoma haematobium is the source of this 4114-nucleotide messenger RNA. RefSeq lists its product as uncharacterized. The record is from RefSeq and is a predicted model, not a curated record. The transcript has 9 exons. Gene Ontology annotation, molecular function: protein binding. NCBI's taxonomy places the organism in Eukaryota, Metazoa, Platyhelminthes, Trematoda, Strigeidida, Schistosomatidae. The coding region runs from base 49 to 1497 and encodes 482 amino acids.
UGCAAUUUAAGGUCAAGGACUGCGGUGCUUUCAUAUUGGUCCGCUACGAUGCACGAAAUAAAUAUCGAUGAUAUAAGUUUGGGCUCUGGAUUCUCACAUGCUAAAUACGCGUCUGUAGUUUCAGCGAUAGGAGUACGUAAUCGAAAUUUAUUCAUAGGAUCCUCCUCCAUAUCAGGGGAUCUAUGGGGCGGUGGCUUGGUCGUUUACAAACUGAAGAACUGUAAAAACUAUUUUGGUCGUAUUGCAUAUGAAGAUGAAUCCACUGUAGUUGAUGAUAUCUCUCAUCAAGUUGUUACGGAGACUUCUUUCGACUCAUCUGUCGCAUCAAUAGCACCAUUGAAUUUAAGUUGCGGUGAAUUAACAGAUGCUGUUGUGAUUGGUUUAGAUGAUGGUUCUAUUCAGUUGAUUACACUACGUGAGGUGUUAGCCCAUUCUCAUCAGUCACAAAUGCAGCCAUUAACGAUCAAUUCUGCUACAUAUCAUGAUUGGCCGUUGGAGAAAGUAAUAUCAUCUCAGACCUCAGGAUCUACGAAUCCUCAUAUCAUAACAUUAGAUGUAGCUGGAUGUGUAAAAUUAUGGGAUUGUCCAUCUUUAAUACCUAUUAAAUCAUGGUCUAUCAAUUCUACAACAUGGCCUGUUAACGGUUCCGCUUUCACUCCAGAUAUUUCUUUACUAUCUACUAGUAAUACUAAUAACAUGAUAAAUCAUCAAAAUAAUUGUGAAAACUUUUUAUUGUCAACUUUAAAUCCAUUAGAUGUGAAACGAAAAAUUUGUUUAUGGGAUAUUCGUGUCAAUGAUGUAUCUAAUCCAAUUGUAAUUCAGUCAAGUGACUGUUCAAAUAUUACACAUGAUUUACCAACAGCACUCAGUUGGUUUUCAACAAAUCAUUUGCUAUUAGGAACUUACGAAGGUCAUUUAUGGGUUUAUGAUAUUCGCAACCCUAAAAUGGAACUAACAAAUGUAGAUGUUACAAAUGCAAAUGAAACUUUCAAAUCGUCCUCACAUAGAUGUAAACAAAUUGUUCAAGUCCUUACGCAUAAUUAUCCAGAAACAUCAACUGAAAAUAUUCCUAAUACUUCCAAAUAUAUGGGACUAAUUCAAAUCGAUGGUUCAAUAGAUGUUUACCAACAGAAUAUAUCAACAUUUAAUGUGUCAAAUGACAUGUUUACACAUGUAUAUCAUGAUGAUGGAAAAUCAAUCAUGAACAUCGAUAAUAGAUGUUAUGGAAGAGUUAAACCAUGUGGUUUGUUUCUAUCUUCUGAUCUUAUGAAUCCUGAACAACCGUGGAGAUUACUACUGUCAACUGGUAUUCCUGACAAUAACCAUAAUCUAUCAUUGACAAAUACUUCAUCAUAUACUGCUAACAUGAAUUAUCAUACAACGACACCAACUAUACUUAAUUAUCAACUUCGUGUUCAUCCAAAUCUAAUUCAAACAAAUAUUCCAGGAUUCAACAAUCUCUCUACAAUUCACUACAUAAAAUUACUUAAUAUUUAAUGUAUAUGCGAAAAAAGAAAUUCAUAUAGAAGUAUGGAAUGUCGUGUAUAAUAAAGUUACAGUGAUCUUACUCGACUGAUUAUUGAUUUACUUCUUCUCUGACUGGUUGUGAUAAACAAGAAUGUCUAUGAUGCUAAAGAGAAACAAAAGAUGGAUAAGAUUCAAUUAACAUUAUUCAUGUUGACUACAAAUUACAAACAAGGCCAGUCAGAACGAAUUAAUAUAAUACUUGUGGAAUUACUGAAAUACUCACUUCUACAUGAAGUAGGCGGUGACGAUAUUGUCCGGAAUAACAAUGAGAUCUCUGCAAUUAAACUAUACAGCUCACUGAACACAGUACUACGGAAAGCAUUCACCUAAACACUUGUUCUUCUUAUUCACCUAUUUUAUACUACUAAUAAUUACGAUGUAUGGUCGAAUAAAGCAAACUUAUUCACAUUGGCGUAGAUAUAUCUACUUGGUACCUUCCUGUAAAUGUUAUACUCAGUAUGAGAUUCCAUACUUUUUAUCUCCUAAUUCCUGAUUUGUUGUGCCAUAUUCUGCAUUGUGUGUGUUUAUUUGUCCGCCCCUCAAUCUUUCCCGUCUUACAAUUUGUCGCUUAAUUGUUUGUGGUGUUAUAGUAUGUUUUCUUUUGGUGCUCUUCAAAAAAAGAUGAUCGCUUUCGCUAAAUUUAUCUUUACUGUGUUUAAUGUAAUCUUAUGCUUCUAAAUUUUCACUACUAUUUUCCAAGGCUAAACAACCAUAUAUUGAAGCAAGUGAAUUAAAUGCCAAUGAUGUACAAGUUACAUUGAUUAUGCAGGGUUUACAGGCGCCUAGUCGAGGAUUUUGUGGACUUAUUAAACCCGGUUGUUCAGGGAAUUUCCACAGUGAUUCUUUCAAUACAACAUCUGCAAGUAUUCGUCAGCAAUUAGGCAAUGGAUUAUUAAAAGUGGAGCUUGGUGAAUAUUCAUUAAAUGUUCUAUGCGAAUUAACUAAUCCUAAUUAUACUUAUGAAUAUUCUGUACGUCAAUUUCCAUCGAAAAUUAUGCCAACAUUUUGUACAUUUAAAAUACAAAAUAAUAAAGUCAGAUUACGUUUGAGAAAAGCUUGUGGUUCUGAACAAUGGGCUGGUGCAUUAGCUGUCAAAGGUUUAGAUCAAAGUUGACAAAUGCACAGUAAAAUAUAUCAUUAUGAUUAGAAAUAUACAACAAAUAUUUUGUACAUGAUAUUCUAUGAGAUCUAUUAAAUAAACUGUAAUAUACAUCUAUGUAUACAUACACUUGUUAUUGAAUGUAAUUCUAUUGUAUUGGAUCAGAAAUAUCAAUGACUACGAUUGGAGCAUCGUACUUCAGUACAACGAUUAUAUUUCAAUGGAUGACAAUCCAAUCUUUCUCAUGAUUUUCUUCUUUUGUUUACAUGAACAUAUUCUCGUUUUUUUAAAUGAUUUUUUAGUGUAUUAUCAAACCUUUGACUUUUUAUAUUCGACGUAAAUUACUAAUAUCGCUUUCCUAGUUAUAUUUGCCUUUUUUUAAAAAAAAGAACGUGAUAAAAAUAUAGGUAAAUAUAUGAUGCUUGUUUAUUGUAAAUCCUUACAUAGUUUUCUGUAUAGAGAUUUGUGGAAGUGAUUGGAUAUUAUUGAUAUUAUGAACCCACUUAUGCUACCUAUCCAUUGAAAACCUGAGGGUUGUAAACAGCGGUUUCGGCCCGAUAUGCGACUCUUCAACACGCACAAACUUGUCGACGAGGAUUGAACCCAGGACCGGUUUCACGAGAACGUUUACCCCGUAGACCAUUGAACCGGGAUUCAAUGGUGUUUUUGUAUAACUUCAAUCACCAUACGAUAUUGCGUGACCACCAUUCACUGUUUUCGGUGGGUAACCACUAUCCCACAUUCGACACAUUUGAACUCCAUCGAUUAUGGCUUCCCACUAAAAUUCCAGGACGUUCUGUGUUCGAUGAAUCGAUUCUGGCAGGAACCUUAUUCAUUAUAGCACUGAAUGUAGAUUACUUGGUAACAGUCAAUAGUUUGGUGUCUAAUACUUUAUCUAAAAGGAAUCUGGUAUAUGCUUGAUAUAAAGAAGUCGAAUCCACAAAAUAACCUCAUUUUCGUCAAUGCAGAAAAGAUUUUACAUUUUUAUCAAUACCAGUCUACAAAAUUAUUGUUAUAAUACUCAUGGCGAGUCCAGAUACGUUAUGUGCUUCCGCGCACAUGCUUGAUCAAGGCCAAAUGGUGGGUGAGAGAAGUUGAAAGAAGACGGUUGUCAGCGAAAGUCGUUCAUGCUAUUUGUCCAGGUCUGGCUUAAUGUUAGGUCCCGAUAAACAUAAUGGAUGGUAACUUUGGGAUCCUUUUUAGGGACCAAUACUAAAAGUAUAUUUUUAUCGUAUAAUUGUUAAAUAAUUAAACUAUUCAUAUUCCUCUUAUUAUAAACUUUAUUUUGACCUAUGAACCGUUAUUAUACGUUUUACCAUUCUUAAAUUAUGCCCUGUCUAUUAUUAGUCGCUGCCUCCCACAUUCACAGCCACAUUUGGCCGAAUUUUGUACAAAUGUUAUUUUCUAUAUUAUGCUACGUUGUGGUCUGUUUGAUUGGUUUAUAAACUCAGUAUGUUUGAAAUAUCAGGAUUCAUAUUGCAGAGGGUG